This is a messenger RNA of Theileria annulata, 621 nucleotides long. RefSeq lists its product as uncharacterized. NCBI's taxonomy places the organism in Eukaryota, Apicomplexa, Aconoidasida, Piroplasmida, Theileriidae. The record is from RefSeq and is a predicted model, not a curated record. Bases 1 to 621 code for a protein of 206 amino acids. The transcript has a single exon.
AUGGGUUUUAGUCAUUCAAAUCACUCUCUAACAAACCUAAAUAAUUUAUCAACAUUAACUAUAAAUUUGCUCGACGAAAUCAUAUCUGUAUUCUCUCUGAAUUGUAUCUCUCCAUGGACUUACGACCCUGAUGAUGAAAAUAAUUUAGGACUUCUUCCAGCGUCCCGUUUUGUUAACGUAUCGAGGCAGAUUGGACUCACAUUUACACCUUCUGAGUCAAGGUCAAUUAAUAAGGAGCUUAAGCUAAAAGGCAUUGAGUUUAUUGACGUGGAUACAUUCGUUCAGCUUUUAGAUAAUAAAAUUAGGCUGGAUAGUGAUAUUAAGUCAAAAGUUCCUGAAUUCACCUCUGUCGAAGACUUUUUAGGCCCUAAACUUGACGAAUGUUAUACCAUUUUGGAUUGGCAGAAAAACGGUAAACUCCCCUCAUCUGACCUAAAGCAUAUGCUUUCCUGCUUUGACGAAGGUCAAUUUGACUCUUCUAAACUUAAUACACUUUUUAAAAGUGCUGGACUCACAAAUAAGAGGAUUAUUAGUAAGGAUGAUUUCAGAGCUAUGUUUCUACCUAUCAGUGAUACAUCAUUUUUCUCAGUAAGACUUUUCGAUGAACACAAACCAUCAUAA